AUGGCAGCCAAGGCAUUAAGUUUCACUGAGGUUGUCGAACAAGUGGCCGAUAAUGCAGAGGAUGUGUAUCAAAAUUAUGCAGACAAAUACUUAUCAGGACCAGAAGAAGAAAGGAUCGAGAGUGAGACAGAAAACACACAAUCAGCUGCCUAUGGUUUGAUGAGAAAAGCUCUUGAAACAUGAAUGUUAAGUUAUGCUUCGGUUCUUUUUGGCAAGAGUUGAUUAUGGUUGGAUAUGAUUAAUAGAAGACUAGGAGGUUGUCCAAAAAUUCGCAAUGCUUUCAACGGAAAGUGCUGUAGAGAUAUUCCUUAUGCUGUUUUUGGAGCUCUUCAGGCAGCUUUGAAGUCAAGCACUUUACCUGAAUUCAUUGAACCAAACUGUUAUAUUUCAAGUAACAGAAAAGCAGCUGUGAUUUCCUUUACCUCAUUAAAGAGUGUUAUCAAUCUUUUUACCAUAAUUUGCGGGUACACCGAAAUGGAAGUGAGAAAGUACUGCAGUCGAAGUCUUAAAUCAAAAGGAAACGCAGAGCUGAUUGUAAACAAAGUGAAGGAUUUUGCUUUCAUUUAUAAAUAUAAAAAAGGUCAAUUUAUCAUAAGCUUUAAUUUUGGAAUUUGGAAUCCUAAUGGAUUUCCUCAGCAUACUUGA
Messenger RNA from Paramuricea clavata, 645 nucleotides. The record is from the annotation of a GenBank genome assembly. Lineage: Eukaryota; Metazoa; Cnidaria; Anthozoa; Malacalcyonacea; Plexauridae.